Messenger RNA from Pseudo-nitzschia multistriata, 4419 nucleotides. Lineage: Eukaryota; Bacillariophyta; Bacillariophyceae; Bacillariales; Bacillariaceae. The record is from the annotation of a GenBank genome assembly.
GCAAAAAGAAGGACAGCCACCACAUCGAUUUUUGGUUCUCUUGAAAAAUUCUGUUUUCCUCUCACAGAAGAUACGGGUACGAGUAUUUUCAUCCACAAAAUUCUUCUGCAAAAUUAUUUUUGGACCACUUGCGAGUCUCUUCCCUCCAAUAACCUCGAAGAAAGGAAACUUUUGAAGGACGUGCAAAAUGAGAAAGCGCGAAGUCGAAGAAGAAGAGGAUUCCGAAAUGGAAGUGGAUAACGAAGAAGGAAAGGUUGAUGCGGGAGAAUUGGAAGGCGGCGUCGACGACGAUGAAGGAGUGGAAAGCGCAGACGGGGCUGAACAAGACGACGAUGCCGAAAAUGAAAGAAAUCCAGUCCUCGACAACACGUUUCUUGACUCCUUCUAUGGGUUAUCUGCUGCUGACCCAAAGGAACGUUCUCGGGAAGCACAAGCUAUGCUCCAUCACUGCCUUUUAGGUGCAAGUGCCAAUUCCAAGGAUGCAGCCUACGCCUUCCGUCGACUCUUAAACGGUUUAUGCUCCGGUCGAGCAGCAGCAAGACAAGGGAAUGCGUCGGCGUUGGCAAGUUUCUUGAAAAUUGCCUUUCAUCUCGGAAAGAUGGAUGAGAUUCGAAGUGAAGCUACAAAAAGCCCUGAUGAUGGUACGUCAUCUCUUCUAAAUUACGUCCGUGAUAGACUUCUUUCUGCUACCGAUCCGCAGAGGACGGACGGAAAGAAGAAAGGGUCCGAAGAAAGGGACUACCAGUUCGGUAGGCUUUUUGGCAUUCAUGGAGUCGUCAGAAGCGGUAUUCUCCUCCUUCCUAGUGAUGAUGAUGAGAUUAGAGAUGUGGCAUCUUCUCUUGUAUCAGAUUUAAUAGAACUCUUUUGGGAGAAAAAUUGGAUGAGGGAGCCCGCUGCCCACGGAAUCACAGCUCUUCUCAAAUCAUUUCUCGUAUCCACAAAUGAAGUCAGCCAAAAGAUCGGACGUGAGAUUGUUGAAAAAAUUGUCAUACCAAAGAUAUUAAUAAUCUCUCAGAAAGACAGGAGCGUAGAAUCCGAUUUCGAGUCAUUAUUGCAGACUUACCUGCCGGAACAGGUUGGUAUUGGCGUUUACGUUCAGUCUCUGUACCAGUCAGCCGAUCUCCCUUUCCCAUUGAACGAGCCAAUUGUUUCAACAAAGACAAUUCCAUGGAUUGGUCAGGCUCUAAGUGAAACUAGUGCCAUAGUGCAACCUCGAACUCAUUUUGUAUGGGACACGUUAUGGUGCUAUCUAACGGAGAUGGUCGAGAAUGAAAAUUCAUCGAAGAAAAAGACAAAAGGGUCCACAUCGCCAUCGAAAUAUGGUAUUCGGGAGACCAUUCCCUGUGGCGAGGACACGGUUCUAAGUGUCAUUGAAUCAAUCAUGCAAAUAGUUGUCGAACAGAAACUUCUCCGGAUGGAGGAGGGCACUUCGGUGUCGAAAACAAGUCACGAGCGAAGAUCCUUAGCUCUCUGCAUUGUUAGAAAUUUGGCAGGUGCACCGUUUGUAUCUUCUAUAUCUGGUCCCACGCAGAUUCUCAUGGAUUGUGAUGCGAUCGAAAACAUAAUUCUUACUCCAGGAAUUAUUCGAUCACUCUUCAUCAACGUCAUUUGUGCUGGGAAAAACAAGCGUGAAUCUAGCCAUUUACUAAAGCCGUUGGCACUCGAUAUCUUAAGUUCGCUAGUUGAGUCAGCUGCUGCAUCUGGCGACACAGACCGGCAAUUUGCUUGUCUCAAGGCGAUUUCUAAUUGUGACCCUCGAUUUGACGCCCGUACGAAAACCAAUGCAAUUUCAAAUCUUCUAUCAUCUUCCAAUGAUCCGGUAGACGCAGCUCAGUUUAAUUUAUGGGGGAAAUACUUGACACAUCUUGAGAGUAAAAUUCUGGACUUAUGUUGUAAUACAGAAGAUUCAUCUGCCGAGGCCAACGGGUAUGUUGAGCUAAUGUAUGCUUGCGCUAAGCAUGUAGUACAUAUACCAAGUACGGGAGAAAAAAAUAAGGAUGCAGAACUCGCCAAAUGGAAAGAAACUACCGCCAACAGGGUUAUCGGGUUUUUCAUAUCAACGGCAUUUUUUGAUUGCUCCUCCGUCACGAGGCCAACGAAAACCAAGAAAGGAAAAAAAGGAGUUAAUAUGUCUCCCUCCGGCAACCUUGCUGUUGAAAGCGCAGUGAAAGUCCAAAAAUGUCUUCAGGACGGACAGCAGAUCGGAUCUGGCAUUCGGGCCAUACUUGCUGCAAGAUUUUUCAAUUUGGUAUCGGAUCUUGCAUUGACUACUCUGCGCGAGUCAAAAGAUGAUUAUAGCCUACUCGCGGUGUUGAAGAUAGUCUGUGAAAGCUGGGUCGAAUUGGAAUCCAGGAAAGCAAAACGAUUCGAAUCAACAGAGAAGGAUGACGAGGAAGCUAGCCCUGAGAGCAUUAUUAAUGAACUUGUUGGCAAACUUAAUGAACUUAGAAAGAGCCCAGACGAUGACAACGAGCAAUCUCAGGCGCGCUGUAUUACUGGCAUAACGGCUCUAGCUAUGACACUUCAGAUUCACAGAUUGAAUUGUGGCUCUGAUAGCGAUGAAAUGGAUGACGACCCCGAUGCCGAUGAGGAGGAAGAUGAAGAGAAUAUAUGCAGUGCGAUUGAAGAACUUGAUGCCAUUUCAAAGGAUUUUGUAAAAGCCGAAGAAGCUGAAUCUAAUCCACUUCUUGGACUUGCUGAGGUAUGUGCGAAUAUUCUCUCAUCACCUCUUGGAUCCGGCGAUAUUGGUAGAGGGGCAGCCCCCAAACUUGUCCGUGAGGCAGUCAGGUGUGCAUGGCUCGGAGGUUUGAAUCUGGCCUCUAAAAUUGCAACUAAGGAGAAAUCUCUUCUGGAUAAGACAGUUGUGAACUUGUUGCUGGAUGGAAUUGGUGCAUCGGCCUCUGAUGAUGCAAAUCCUGAGGACGAUGAUGAAGCAGAUGCCAAUGCAGAAGAUGACGAAAGUGAUGGAGAUUCAGACGAUGAUGAUAUAGUUUUUUCGAAGGCCGCAAAUGCGUUGGACGACGAUGAUGAUAUGGAAACCGAAGAACCCGAAAAUUCUGAUCGAGAUGAUGACGAAUCAGAUAUCGAACUUGAUCCUAGCAAACUUCAUUCAAUGCUSGAAGACGACAAUCUCGAUGAUGUCGAUGAUAUUGUCCUGGAACAUCACGAAGGAGCCGAUGCAGCACUUGCGAAACUGAUUAAAUUAAAACAGGAGGCUCGGAAAGCUGGAAUAGAAGCUCGGGAAAAAAUCGAGUUGGCAAAUCAGUAAGUAAAGUUAUGAUCUUGAUCAUCGAUAUGAACUUGAAAUCCUUUGUGUCUCGUUCAAACUAUCUUCUCACCGUGGAAUGUUUCCAUCUAUCCUGCCUUAGACUCCGCUGUGUGUUCCUCAUUGAGCUAAUGUUGACAAAAGCAGAUUCAUGGAGCAAUCUUUUCCAAAUUAAUACGAUCCAGGAACUGGUAGUUCCGCUGCUUGAUCGCCGUAAAAGAAUUGGAAAGUCGACACAAAAGGCGAUUGAAAGCGGAGGAAAGUCUGGAACUGACCUGAGGAAACAAUUGCUACAACGUGUGACUAACUUGAUCAAGCAAAAGUUGACCAAAAUUCGACUCACAUCGAUGCCUCUUACAUGUCCCAUUGACAGCGACGCAGCUACGAGUGCGAUCCGGCAAAUUAUGAAGGAAGCGAAGAAUUCUAAAGACAAAGAAUACCAAAGCUGCUGUAGCAGUAGUCUUAUUUUUCUUUUCCGUAUGAUGCCAACUUCAGAUGAUCUGAUCUYAUUUGCUUCCACCGAAUAUGGAGACAUAGUACAAAAGUGGUCCACAAAGCGAGGUAGCGGAGCCUCUCUACUGGAAGACUUUAUUUCUCACAUACCGGCGUUGGCACAGGCCUCACUUCACGGRCCUCUGAUCCGUGCAGCAGAAGAUGCCAGAAAACCCAUCCUGAAAAUGGAAGUUUUCCGUUUGUUGUCACUUUUGUUUGCAAACAAGUCAAAUGCCGAAGGAGAAUCAGAGAUUGAAACACAAUCGCGUGCUAAAAUACAUGAAGCUCAAGAUGGCCUUCUCAGUAUGAUAUACAAAACAUUACAAGAUGAAGAAAUGGCGACGCCAAAACGUGCAAGGGGCGUUUUUAUUGCACUCGAGAAAAUGCUUCCAUUUCUCUCGUCUCCAGCGUCCAAUCAAGCUCUGGACUCGAUGGCAAGUAUCAAGAUCGAAAUAAGUGGGCUAGGAGAGAAACACGAUGGUCUCAAAGUCAUUGCGUCAAAACUAAUCGAGCAAAUCAAUGUAAAACUUGAAACAUUUAAAGCUGCUCCUCCAGCGAUACCACAGGGUGAGAAAGGAACAAAACAGUCAUCGUCAACCAAAAAAUCAAAGAAGAAGAAGAAGAAGAAAAAGCUAUAUUGAAGUUAAACACAGUACAACCUC